UCUUUGGUUAAUAAUUUUAUUUUACAGUGCUUUUUGAAAUGCAUCGGAGUCGAAGUUGGAUUGUUUGACAUCGGGAGCGGUUUGAACAGCAUCAAAAUGUUGCGGGAAAUAGAACUCGUGUCGCAGGAGGAGCCAACGAGGCUUCAACAGGGAUUUGUCGCGCACGACGAAUGCAGUGGAAAAAAACUUGACGACGAAUGCGUGACUGCGUACGAAACGUUCAAGUGCGGCCAGGAGAAGGAGCCCGCGUUGCUCUCGAAAAUCGUGCAAAAUAAUUUCGGCAAUAGCACCAUUUUCAAACCACCGACUCCGUGCGUUCCUCCGCCCCGGACUUGUUGGAUCUCGAAUGCAUACCCUUGCGUAAAAAAUCAAACUGCCACCGAUCUUAUAAACAAAACUCGUUAUGAUGGCAAUGGGACUUUGAUGACAAAUAACAAUAUGACGGUCUACGUCUCAAAUAUGGUUGCAUCUCUGAAUCCGAUUGAUGCGUACAAACACUGCUGCUCAAUUGGAAUGAAGAUGCUGGAGCCCGAAACCAGGGCAGAAUCUAACUUUAUCAUGUCAACCUUUUCGAGUAAUCAUUACGCACUGGUGGGUGAAACGGAGUUCAUCAACCAGUCGCACGAGGUGUGGUGCCAAAGCCGCAAAGUCUUGCCGGACAACAUGUACUACGACCUACAAUCCAGGUACCCAUGCGCGCCGUCGAUCCUCACAGCGGAUCACUUCAGUAGAGGUUUUAUGUCUGUGACCAUGGCUGGCUCUGACAUCGUGGAUUAUUUCUUAUACCCGGAGAAGUACAACUUCACUUACACUGGAUUGAAUAAAUUCCUCUGCGUUGAAACCUAGCGACAAGACGCAAAUCAAAAUUGUCGUUUUUUCGAGAGAUUGAGUUUUAUGUUCACAACUUUGUCUUUUGUUUUGUUUUGUUUUAUACGCACGUUUGAAU
Molecule: messenger RNA, 946 nt
Organism: Cloeon dipterum
Lineage: Eukaryota; Metazoa; Arthropoda; Insecta; Ephemeroptera; Baetidae
Exons: 8
Coding region: 97-846 (249 amino acids)
Source: RefSeq, a predicted model, not a curated record